CGUGGAGAUUGACAGGGCACUCAGCCUGUCGGAGCCUAGUCCCGCCUCCAUCCGGCAUCGGCUCGGACGCCAUGGUGCGGUUCAAGCACAGGUACCUUCUGUGCGAGCUGGUGUCCGAGGACGCGCGUUGCCGCCUGAGCCUGGACGACCGCGUGCUGGGCGGGCUCGUCCGCGACACGAUCGCCCGGGUGCACGGGGUCUUCGGCGCCGCCGCCUGCUCCGUGGGCUUUGCAGUUCGAUACCUCAAUGCCUACACUGGAGUAGUGCUGCUUCGAUGCAGAAAGGAUUUCUACCAGCUCGUGUGGUCAGCUCUUCCUUUCAUCACAUAUUUGGAGAACAAAGGACACCGUUAUCCGUGCUUCUUCAACACGUUACAUGUGGGAGGUACCAUCAGAACCUGUCAGAAGUUCCUGAUUCGGUACAACAGGAGGCAGCUGCUGCUGUUGUUGCAGAACUGCACUGAUGAAGGAGAGCGGGAAGCCAUCAGGAAGUCUGUCUCAAGAAGCUGUCUGCUGGACAGAGAGUCCGUUGAAGAGCUCUCGGACAGUGCUGGUGAGGAGGUCACAGAUGCAAUGGAGUGACCGUUUCCAGGCCCACUUGUGGAAACCGAACAUUACGGGAGGUCACUGCAGCGUCCCACAAUUCUCCAGAGGACAGGUGGUCAGCGUGAGGUGGAGGGCCUGCUGCCUUACCUCUGUCCAUGGCGUGAAGACUCUGCAGACAUUCUGAAUGUAACUGCUUAGCUCGGGGUGGUGGUGGGGUGGUAGAAUAAACACUGUUGGCUUCCAGGGCAACAUUCCUGAACCACAAAA
Apodemus sylvaticus (European woodmouse) is the source of this 812-nucleotide messenger RNA. RefSeq names its product POP5 homolog, ribonuclease P/MRP subunit (gene Pop5). Gene Ontology annotation, biological process: tRNA 5'-leader removal. The coding region runs from base 72 to 581 and encodes 169 amino acids. Gene Ontology annotation, molecular function: ribonuclease P RNA binding. The transcript is spliced from 5 exons. Lineage: Eukaryota; Metazoa; Chordata; Mammalia; Rodentia; Muridae. The record is from RefSeq and is a predicted model, not a curated record. Gene Ontology annotation, cellular component: ribonuclease P complex.